Dendrobium catenatum is the source of this 2409-nucleotide messenger RNA. Its product is annotated as protein EMBRYO SAC DEVELOPMENT ARREST 30-like. Gene Ontology annotation, cellular component: cytoplasm; Golgi apparatus. Lineage: Eukaryota; Viridiplantae; Streptophyta; Magnoliopsida; Asparagales; Orchidaceae. The record is from RefSeq and is a predicted model, not a curated record. The transcript has 10 exons. The coding region runs from base 26 to 2002 and encodes 658 amino acids.
UAUGAAAUAUGGAUGACAAUCUAAGAUGGCUGUCAAAAACAAAUUCAAGUUAUUUGCCAUAGUGGGGAUUUCCUUUUCUGUGGUGUCGCUGCUGGGACAUCUUCUCGUCGCAAAUUACUCAGCUGGGGAAAUCAUACAACACAUAGCAACCGCAGAUGGAAUUUACCAGAUUGGUCAGAAGUUUAGACAUAGAAAGCUGUGGGGCUCUGUGCAAUCUUUGGAAGCUCUGCAACCAUGUGCUAAUCCUAGAAACGUUUAUCCAGUACCAAGAGAUCAUAAUGGGUUUUUGUAUGCAAAGAUUUAUGGUGGAUUUGAUCAUGUUAGAUCUUCGAUCUGUGAUCUGGUUGCUGUUUCAAGAAUGUUAAAUGCAACACUCAUCAUUCCCGAGAUUCAAGAAAGUCUACAGUCUAAAGGCAUCAGUUCCAAGUUCAAAAGUUUUUCAUAUGUCUACAAUGAGGAGCAGUUCAUAGCUGCACUGUCAAAUGAUGUAGUUAUAUUGAAGAGCUUACCCGAUAAUCUAAAGCGAGAGAGGAAAAUGAAGAAGUAUCCAACUUUUUCUAUCAGAUACUCUGCUUCUCCUAGCUUUUAUAUUAAUGAAGUAUUGCCUAAAUUGAAACUUUCAAAGGUUGUUGGCUUGUUAAUUGCUGAUGGUGGAUGCCUUGAGUCUAUCCUUCCGAAGGACAUGGGUGAGUAUCAGAGACUUCGAUGCAGAGUUGCUUUUCAUGCUCUACAAUUUCGUCCAGAAAUCCGAGCAGUUGGAAACCUGAUGGUAGCGAGGUUAAGGGCUUCUGGUCGUCCAUAUCUAGCAUUCCAUCCAGGUCUUACAAGAGAUGUCCUUGCGUUUCAUGGUUGUUCUGAGCUUUUUCAGGAUGUUCAUGCUGAAAUCUUACAAUAUAGAAGGAAGCAGAUGAUCAAGCAUGGGAUUAUUCAUGGAAACCUGAGUAUGGAUUCUAUGGCUCAGAAAAGGAAGGGAUUAUGCCCGCUUAUGCCUGAAGAGGUUGGCCUUCUCCUUAGGGCAAUGGGAUAUCCUUCAGACACAGUCAUAUAUUUGGCUGGUGCCGAGACAUUUGGUGGCCAAAGGACUCUCAUACCUUUGCGUGCAAUGUACCCAAAUUUGGUCGACCGCACCUUGCUGUGUAGUAAAAAAGAGUUAUCCAUUCUAUUAGGAUCAGAAUCUCCUAUUCCUUCACAUCUCCCUAAUCCUCCACCACAGAGAACCAAAGAACAACUUAUCAGAGAGUGGAACAGAGCCGGGCCUCGACCAAGACCUCUUCCUCCACCUCCUGCGAGGCCUUUCUAUCAGCACGAGAAGGAAGGCUGGUAUGGUUGGAUUGCAGAAAAUGAAACUGAACCAGAGCCUUCACUAAUGGAUAUGAGGGUGCAGGCGCACAAGAUGAUAUGGAAUGCUAUUGAUUAUUUUGUUUCUGUUGAAGCUGAUGUGUUCUUUCCAGGAUUUCACGACGACGGGAGUGGUUGGCCUGAUUUUUCAAGUCUAGUUAUGGGCCAUCGUUUGUACCAAAUGUCAGCUUCUCGAACAUUUCGACCCGACAGGAAAACUAUUGUCAACCUAUUAGACAAAAUCAAGGACAAGCAGUAUCACCCAAAACAAAACUGGACAAUAUUGGUGCGCCAGCAUCUAAAUGAUAGCCUUGGCAUCAAAGGCUUGAUAUUUGCGGCCGAGAAAUCAAAACCAAAUUCCUUCAUUUCACAUCCCCUGCCAGAAUGCUCCUGCAGAGCAGCAUCAAAGCCAUCAGAAGUACCAAAUCCUGUAAUUGGUUCCGGCGGCCGGAUUCUGUACGGCGACGAGGAAACCUGCCCCGACUGGUUGUCGCGAGGUCUCCAAUUAGUCGUUCCAGAUUCCACCGACAUGAAAGAUGAAAGCGAAGAUCUUCCUGAACUGGAGCCCUAUUUUGGGCAGCAGGAACAAGACUCAGGUGAUGGAAACAGUGGAGAAAUGAGCAGGCACAGCGAACAAGAUGAAGAAAUGGAUCCAGAAGAUUAGAAUGGAAAUGGAACAGAUGUUCUUCGUAUCAUUCAUGAUCUUCUUCUGGGAAAAUUAUUAGGUGCUGACACUGGACUUAGAGAUACGUCCCGACUUCAAUAAAAUUUUGACACAUGGAGUAUUUUUUUUUUACUUUAUAUGUUUAAUGUGUCCGUGGAACUUUAAGUCAAGCUCAUUAAAAGCGCAGGUAAAACACAGUCAAAAUGCAGUAAAAAAGCGCAACUAAAGAGCAGUCAAAGCGUAGGUAAAAUGCAGAUAAAGCGCACAAAAAAAUACAACAAAAAUGCACUCCACGUGUCACAUUUUAAGUGGAUGUUCGGAUGUAUCUUCACGUCUGACAUGUGUACCUUAUAAUUUUUCCUUUUUCUCCGAGUGAAAGUAACGUCCUGAUUCUUUUUUUAUCUACA